AUGCUCGCACCCGACGCACCAACGCCUUCCCCCGCCUUCUUCUGCCGGUGGGACUACUGUACCGCCUCCCACCCAACUCUGGCCGCCCUCUCCUCCCAUCUCCGCGACCAUAUCUCAGCCGAGCGACCAGUAUACAUCCCCGUUGCGAAGCGGCGGCGCACGAACGGCGGCUGGGUCCUAGACGACACCGACAGUACACUCCCCUUCCCACCAUCAUUCUCUACCUCUAGCCAGUCGCAACGGAGCGGGCACGCCUCAAGACCGUCAAUCGACGACUUCCUUCCCCCAGCUGACGUCUCUGAUCUGGGCCUCGAUGUUGGCGUUGGCGUUGGCGAGGUCGACUUUGACGCGUUCCUACGCUCGCCGAGUCCGGUACGCCGGCCUGUGAGCUCGACACCACUCUCCCAGAUUCCUCUGCCCACACAACCGCUCCAGCUCUCCCAACCUUGCCCAAGCCAACCUUUCUCUGUCCUACCUUCCCUCCCGCCUGCCGCCCAGCGUCAGCCACCCUCUCAACCCUCCGAGGCCAGCUCGGGCGCCCUCGUCUCGCCGCCCAAUAGCAUGCUACCACCCACGCAGCCGCCACCGCCUACGGCUGACUCGAACGUCUCUGCGUCACCGCGUCGGUCUCUGCAGUUCGGAGUCGCCGAUACUCCGCGACGCGUGAGCGCUGGUGGGGUCGGGUUUGACUGGGGAACGGGAAAGUAG
This is a messenger RNA of Cutaneotrichosporon cavernicola, 708 nucleotides long. RefSeq lists its product as uncharacterized. The transcript has a single exon. The record is from RefSeq and is a predicted model, not a curated record. Lineage: Eukaryota; Fungi; Basidiomycota; Tremellomycetes; Trichosporonales; Trichosporonaceae. The coding region runs from base 1 to 708 and encodes 235 amino acids.